Messenger RNA from Ctenopharyngodon idella (grass carp), 5991 nucleotides. It is a transcript of the gene ccdc141, whose product is annotated as coiled-coil domain containing 141. The record is from RefSeq and is a predicted model, not a curated record. Lineage: Eukaryota; Metazoa; Chordata; Actinopteri; Cypriniformes; Xenocyprididae. Gene Ontology annotation, cellular component: plasma membrane; cytoplasm. The transcript has 27 exons. The coding region runs from base 318 to 5459 and encodes 1713 amino acids. Gene Ontology annotation, molecular function: guanyl-nucleotide exchange factor activity; protein binding. Gene Ontology annotation, biological process: axon guidance.
CCUCUCUCUCCCCUGUCAACAUAGAUGGCUGUGUUUGCACCAUACUGUUCAUUCAGGCCAGUGGCCCUGGUGGAGCCUGCAAGAAAGUCCUUCGAGGGGUUGUGAGGAGUUUACCUGCAGGGCAAGUGGAUCUUUGAUGUGGACGUGGGCUUUGUCACUUUAAAAACCCAAGAGACUUUACUCUGUUUGGGUUUAGCCACCUGCCGGGAAAGCUGUUGACUUCUGAAAAGGGGAGAUUUGGAUUACAGCAAGAACCUGUGUGUACUGAGCUUUGUUCUGACCUUUCUGAUUCUUGGACGUGUGGACUCAAGGGGAGAAUGUCCACAAUGUCCAGUGAAGGUGAUGCUGGAGGUCAGCCUUCCACAACCACAAUCAGCACCGUGGCCGUACAGGCUGGAGACGCACAGAUUGUUAUAGCAGUGCUCAAGUGUGGGGAGCUGGUGCAUCUACAGCUGAUUGAAGCACAACCCAACCUCUUGGAGAUUGGAAACAACCAGGAUGAGACCAAAAAGCUUCUAGAGGAACAUGAGCAGCUCCUUGCCAAACUUAAGAAAAAUGAAGGAGGUGUGUGGGCUUUGCUGGAGGAGGCAGAUAAAACAGCAGCUCAGAAGGAAGGAGAGGGGCUGGUGUAUGAGGCAAUGGCUGUUUCUCUCAGCGAGGCUUGGAAAACUCUGGUGACCCAGCUGGAGAAGAGGAGAUCCCUUCUGAUCUUGGCUUGCCAUUUCUUUGAGUGUGCUCUGGAGUUUGCCAUCAGGAUAGAUGAAGCUGAGGGCUUUCAGAGUGUUGGCCGGAAGUCGACCACUGCAGAUGACAUGAAUGAAUUGCUUCAGAGACACAGCAGUAUUAAAAGAGGGAUGUUGGAGAAGUCAAUGCUGGUGUUGAAUAAGAGUCGUGAGUUGCUGGAAUUUUUGAAGGACUUCCAGUCCGAGAAGGCCCUGCAGUAUGGCAGAGCUUCUCAUGGGGCCUGGAGCAGCUUUGGAAAGGUUGAAGGUCUAAUGGAGAUUCUGCAGGACAGACGCAGGCAAGUGGACCUUUGCAUGAGACAACAGCAGCAUGAGCUGGAAACAAUCUCCCGCAUUUGCCAAUGGGAGCGACAGGAACAGGAGGUAUCACAAUGGUUUAAGGAAAAGACUACUUUGCUCUUGGAAAACAGUCAUCUGGGUUCAUCUCUGUCAGAAAAUGAAGACUUACUACAUGAAUGCAAAGAGUUUGAACAGAAAGCCAAGGACUGGGGUGUGCUGGUCGAGAGGUUACUACAGCAGGCAUCAGAUUUGCUUUCCUCGAAUGAGUCCACACAACUUCAGCGCUUGUCAGAGAAGAGUGAGAACCUCAAAACUACACACGAGCAGUUCUGGAACCUCAUGAUGAAUCGUCUGGCUCAUUUGCAGGAGAGCAAUGCCUUUUACAGCAGUGCUAAUAAAGCAUUUGAGGUGCUGGGCACCAUAGAGAUUGCUAUAAAGGAUCUGAAGACUCAACCUCUGUCAUUACCUGAGCUGGCUAGGAAACAUGAAGAGUUUUCACGCAGUAUAAAAGACUCAUCCAGCGAGCCUCUUCAGAGAGGUCAGCUGUUACUUCAGAAGCUCGACCCACAAAGUGCCCAAGUUGGUGGGAUACAAAGAAUGCUGGGAUACAUCAAAGAGAGAAUUGAGGUUCUGAGCCACGAGUGUCAUGCCCACAGAGCGUUAUCAGGCAAAAGGCAGCAGCUGGUGUCCUCAUUCGAAGAACUAGUGGAUAAGGUCUCUGCUUGGAUUAAGAGUAGCAACAGUGUCCUCUCUGCCAGCACAGAGCCAGGUUCAUCUCUAACUGAGGCAGAGGACACCCUUAAUAAGCAUGUUGAGCUACUCUCACAGUCUCAGGAUGCUAUGAGAGAAUCAGAGGCCAUAGCUGGUUUUAUAAAAGAACUAAAGGGACUGGAAUCCUCAGAGACAGUCGAGUUGUCUAACAAAGCUUCAAUUCUGGCAGAGGAGAUGAAAACAUUGGUGAGGAACAUAUCAUCGCAUGUGGAGAGCCUCAGGCCCUAUGUGGACUUUUUGCGCUGUGCAGAUGAGGUUGAGGAGCAGAUAAGGAUACUUCAGGAAUGCUACAAGAACAAGCCAGAGGAAGAGGAGGAAAAUGAAGGAGCAAGUGCAUCAAUGAAGGAAAUGUUGGAUGCUAAGUGGCAGUCACUGCUGCAGAGGUUUUUUACCAUGCAGGAUCUAGGAAACAACUUUAUUAAUUCCUCCAACAUGAUCAGUGGCAGCCUGAAUCUAAACGUUAAAGCAGCAGUGCAUGUUGUAGAAAAAUAUAUGGAGACACUGACCAAGAAGAAAUCUGAACUAGCAGACUUGUGGACAUCUUGGCAACUUCAUUAUAGUCAGAUAAAAUCUGUGAAGAAGCAAUGGAAAAAAUGUAAAGAUCAGCUUAAAAAGGUUCUUCAUGAUUUAAGGGCAAUGGAGGAGAUUUUUGCUCCAGCAUCAAAGGUUGAUUUGGGGGGUGAUCCUCAGCCUGUGUCUAAACUACAGGAGAAAUUCAAUGCUGUUAAGCCAGAAUUCAUGCAACUGAAUGCAGAGGUGGAAUUCCUGGUUAAGACAUCUGAGCUGCUCGGCUUGAAGGGGAUACCGGUAAAAGAGAAGAAUGAGAAAGUUUCUGAGCUUAUACAGCUACAUCAGCGUGUCAGGGAUAAAAUCAGGGAGUAUGAAACCGUUCUCAGUAUGGCCAGUAAAUUUCACCAGCUUUAUCAAGAGUUGGAUACCGUCCUACACACAGAACCAGUGACUGUGUUCAGUGACACCAAUCAGGCCAGGACUCAGUUGACUCAGCACCAAGAGAGGCAGAGGCACAUCCGCCAUCUGUAUAAACUCGCCCUCUCGCUGGGUGCAGACCUCACCAGCACUGUGCAGCAGUCGCAUGUGCUGGUGUUGUCAGUGCAGCAGUUACAGGAGAAACUGGUAAAGUUGGAGAAAGGAAGCACUGACUGGAUCGCUGAGGCUAAUAAGUGUGAAGAGAGUUUGAUAAGCAACAUCCACUUCUGCCUUCAUAAGGAAGAAAUCAGUGAGCUGAAAGAGUCCUUUAAAGAUCUCAAAAAGAAAUUCAACAAUUUGAAAUUUAACUACAUGAAGAAAAACGAGAAGUCGAGAAACGUGAAGGCGGUGAAAAAUCAGAUCCAGCAAAUUGAGGUUUAUAUUGAAAAGCUACAGGUUUUGAAGAAGAAGCUGCAAGCCUUCACUCUGAAAGUAUCUAGCAGCAGCGAGAGACAUUUAAUUGGCAACAGCCUCAGAGAGAUUGAGGAUGCCUCAAAUGAGCUGCAGAGACAGGUGGGCGACUUUGACAGGGCAGUGGAGGAGUACAAACAGAACCUGGACAUGAACGUCAAGCUCCAACAAGCUUUAGAGGAGUAUCAGUUCUGGUGCGACGAGGCAAGUUCCACAAUUGUCCGUGUGGGUAAAUAUUCCUCUCAAUGUAAGACUAAGGAAGCCGUCAGCUCUCUCUACAAACAGUUUGAAAAAUUUGUGUGGCCCACAAUACCACAGCAAGAGGAGAGAAUUAGCCAGAUCACAGAGCUGGCAGUGCGGUUACAUGGUGCUGAAGAAGGAAAGAAAUAUAUGGAGAAAACCAUCAACAAACACCAUGAAAUUGUGGAAUCAAUAAAAGAACUGUCAAAUGGACUGCUGGACCUUGAGGCCAAACUUCAGCUAGAGACUUUGAAACAACCUCUUACACCUGAAGACAACAGAAAAUGGGACACCAUUGAUACGCCUGAACCAAAGGAAAGUGGACAUACCCCUGAGAUGACAGGCCCACACUGUACUAAAGAGAUACCUGUUGGCAAGAAUCCAGAAAACAAGAAAUCUCAGCUUCGCAAAACACGAAGCCAAGAUCUGCCAGACAAGCAUCAUCCGGAGCAUCAAAAAGUGCUACAAGAGACCAGGUUGCACACCCAGGAGGCCUAUUCCAAGACCAGCAAAGUGGAGACCAUCAUGUGCAAAUCUAAUAUAGAGAGGAGAGAGGAAAUGCACACUUCCAUCUCUCACUCCCACACCAUUAAUGUGAGCCAUUCCCCUGUGGAGCGGGAUAAGAGGAGUCAUACUAUGCUGCAAACCAAGAGGAGCUCACAAGAAACUCCUCCUCCUCCACCUCCACGGGAUCCAGCUUUAUCUCGCCCCAUCAUCAUAGAUAUCCAAAGGGAGUUGCAGGGUACAGAGAAACAGCAUCCUGUUCAGAAGACCAACUCUGAGGACAAAUAUCAGGCCUGUAGAAAUCAUCCUUUUCACUUAUAUUCCAAGACAGCAGCUCAUCAUUCUUUAGAGGAGGACUUUUUGUCACAUGGGACACCAGAGCCAGCAGUUCCUGUAGGAAGUGUACCGGAGGGUGAGUUCCAGCCUGACCAUCUCACGGAGGAAUCACUCUCCAAUGAUGAAUAUGAGUGCACCUCCCCAGAUGACAUCUCCCUGCCUCCCUUAUCUGAGACUCCAGAAUCCAACAUUAUUCAGUCAGAAAAUGACCUUGAUGAUGGCUAUUGCGUGAGCUCUCACAGCCAUCGUAUUAACCAAUUCAGCCACCAGUCCCAUUCCCAGCACAGCGACACCCUACACCAGAGGCAGCGGGAGUGGAUGUCGAGCCAGGCCGAGAGCUACCCAUCUCCCACCACUGGCUUGGGUGCCAGAUUUAGAGCAGAAUCAUCCUCCUUUGUUCCAAGCCCCCUCACAGUACCUGCCCCUAGUCUUGUGUCAAACACCAUCUCCAGCAUCUUAAAGAAAUCUGGCAACCCACCACCAGACAGCAUCACUGAAACAGUUUACUCAGUGCAUGAGAGUCAUAGUGAAAUGCAAAAGUGUGUGCAUGAGUCUAGUAUGGGUCAGUGCCACAGCGCUCAGCCCAAUAACACGCAUGCUACCCCUACCCCAUUAACCACAGAGCUGGACUCGGAUCUCUGCAAGCCCACAGCCAUCCGAGAGGAGAUCAGGCGAGCAACUUCAAAAAAGGUUAUGGGAAAACUGACAGGCGGCACAGGUCCUAACUUCUCUAAACCCUUGUCUAAUGCCACGGUAAUGGAAGGCUCUCCGGUGACCCUGGAGGUGGAAGUCACUGGAUUCCCUGAGCCUACAUUAACCUGGUUCAAGAAUGGACACAAACUGGCCAAUGAUGAGCACAUAGAACUGUCCCAUAAAGAAGGCAAGCAUGCGUUGUUCAUUCACAGCUCUGCAGUGAGAGACUCUGGGCAGUAUGUGGUUACUGUCUCAAACUCAGCUGGCACAAUCUCAUCCAGCUCCAUGCUACAGGUCAAAGCGCACAGGGCCUCUCCACACCUCCUCUCCAGACUGGAUGAGCAAAAUGUAUUGGUGGAAGAAGACCUCAGCUCACACUGCACUUAUCCUCAAGUGCUCUGCAUGAAUGAUGUUAAGGUUUCAGCAUGUGACAAGAGCCAACUGAAUGAUCCAACCAUUUCAUCCAUAAGAAGUGUUGAUACAUCAGAUUUUUGAGCCUGUACUUGUCUGAUGACAGAUAUGUCAUCUGCCAGAUGUGAACUCUGCCAAGGUGACUUUUAGAGACUAUCACAAAAAAUAUACAGCAGUAAUAAUAAUAAUAAUAAUAAUUUGUUUGUAUAUUUUUAACAGAAGCCAAAACCACCAUAAAGGCCACUGAUUAUGGUCACAGAUGCUGUUUAGGGGAAAAUUCACUGAGCCUAAUCUUUGUGAAUUGUUCAACAAAAAUGGAUAAUAUCUGGAACACUGUGUGUUAUGCUCUGUUUAGUUUCAUUUUCAUGAACUUUUAGUUUGUUUCUCUUCAGUUACCUGUUCCCUUUGUUCCAUUUUCCUGCUCUUCAUUUGGUACCAUGGUUAUUAAUAGUUGUCAUUUCUCUGUAUUUGAGUUCACCACCAUGUGUAUUUAAGUUCCUCAUUUCCUUUUGUUCAGUAUUGUUUGUGCAUGGCACACUGUUUCGUUUUGUGUUAAUUGAUAUUACUUUGCCUGUGUUUAUUUUAUAUUAAUAAAUUACAUUUAUAUUUGGAUCUA